Ctenocephalides felis (cat flea) is the source of this 1491-nucleotide messenger RNA. Its product is annotated as tubulin polyglutamylase TTLL4-like. The record is from RefSeq and is a predicted model, not a curated record. Gene Ontology annotation, biological process: protein modification process. NCBI's taxonomy places the organism in Eukaryota, Metazoa, Arthropoda, Insecta, Siphonaptera, Pulicidae. The transcript is spliced from 6 exons. Bases 1 to 1491 code for a protein of 496 amino acids.
AUGCCCAUUAAAGUUGCCAACACGCGUUUGCCACCCAAAAUACCAACACCAGUCCCAAUCAACGGCCUCAUAUUAUUUCUGGCAACGAUCCUAUUCAUCGCCACAAUUUUUGCACAAAUCAACAUUUCGUCAAUUAUUCUCGACUAUGCACCAGACAUCUACAGUUCCAAGCCAACUAAAGCUAAAACUCCCAGUUACUGGAUACCAGACGAUAGCAAAAACUUGCAAGUUGUCCAUAAAAUAUUCCAAACUUUCGGUUUCGUGCAAGAUCAUAAAGGUAAAGACUGGGAUAUCAUGUGGACCAAUGUGUAUCCUUUCCAAAUUUAUAAAGAUCACUUGGUGGACUUGAAACCUCAUCAAAGGUUGAACCAUAUACCAGGAACCCAAGUUUUUAGUUAUAAAGUUAAUUUGUCGAUGACUGAUGUCAAAUUUAUACCAAAAUCUUUUCGUAUUCCGAAUGAUGUGAAGAAGUUGAAGGAGUAUGCUGAAGAAAAUCCGGAACAUCAAUUUUUGUUGAAGGGAAAAAUGCACAGAAAUAUUGAGAUGGUGAAAUUGCAUGAGAUUGACUUGACGAGCCGGAACGUUUUUGUCCAAAAAUUUGUAGAUAAUCCUUAUUUGGUAAAUGGACGCAAGUUCGAUAUAGGUGUAUACACCAUAAUAACUUCAGUGGACCCUCUACGAGUUUACAUCUACAACGGAGAUAUUUUGAUGAGAUAUUGCCUAAAAUCUUACUAUCCCUUCGAUCCCUAUAAUUUAGACAAGUACAUAUUGUCUGGUGACUAUGUGCCAACUGCAAAAAUGCCUUCACUAAAAAAAUAUUAUAAUGAACUCGGUUUUGGCCAACGAGAUUCUUUCGAUGCUUAUGUUAGAAGCAAAAAAGGCGACCCUAGAAAAAUUUGGGAACAAGUUGAAGAUAAUAUAAGAGAAAUUUUGAUUUUGAAAGAGGAACACUUGAGACAAAGGAUAAAGAAGUACAAAGCACCUCGUAACUUUUUCGAAUUGUUCCGAUUCGAUUUUGGAGUCGAUGAAAACUUAGACGUCUUUCUUUUGGAAGCGAACAUGAGCCCAAACUUAUCUCCAAUUCGUUUCAAGCACAACAAAUUGCUUUACGAACAACUUUUAUAUAACAUUUUCAAAUUGGUCGGAAUUGGGAGAUACAAUUUGAACUUGGACAGCCAAAAUUCGGAUAUACUGGCAUCCAAUAAAAAUGUAAUGGUGAAUGCAGACAUUUGCUCCAGUUACGAAUGCACAUCAUCUUGUAUCAAUAAAAAUUGUUAUUUGUGCCUAAGAUGCCUCACUGAAGAAGAUAUUGGGGAUCUUUAUUUGACUUAUCAAGAGCAUAUAAAUCGUGGAGAUUGUAAACGAAUUAUUCCAAAGAGGAUGACCGGACAAGAUUUAUCAGAAGAUUAUCUAAAUAAAUUUUCAUCCAAGAAUCAACUGAUCAUGAGAUGGUUCAAUGAAAAAUGUAAAGCAGAUUUUACGUGGUGUUGA